Molecule: messenger RNA, 2754 nt
Organism: Myotis daubentonii (Daubenton's bat)
Lineage: Eukaryota; Metazoa; Chordata; Mammalia; Chiroptera; Vespertilionidae
Gene: KRI1
Product: KRI1 homolog
Biological process (GO): endonucleolytic cleavage in ITS1 to separate SSU-rRNA from 5.8S rRNA and LSU-rRNA from tricistronic rRNA transcript (SSU-rRNA, 5.8S rRNA, LSU-rRNA)
Cellular component (GO): 90S preribosome; nucleolus
Source: RefSeq, a predicted model, not a curated record
CCCCGGGCGCCAGCCGGCGCGUGCGCAGUGGGUCGCGCAGCCGCCAUGCCGGAGCCGCGCGGGUCGUCUCCCCUGCGGGUGAACGCGGCGUUUGCCGCGCGGUACAGCCGCUACCGGGAGCGCGAGGAGCUGCAGCGGCUGAAGGAUCGCUACCGGGACCGCGACGGCGAGGACUCCAGCUCCGAGUCGGACUCGAGCGACGAGCGCGUGGAAUUUGACCCCCAGCAGGAGCGAGACUUUUACAGGACACUCUCCUUGUUGAAGAAGAAGGACCCCCGGAUUUACCAGGAAGAUGCCACCUUCUACCAGAGGACAGCAACGUCCUCGGAAAGCGAGGAGGAGCUGGCAGCUGAGAAGCAAAAGAAGAUGCGGCCCAUGUACCUGAAGGACUAUGAGAGGAAGGUUAUCUUGGAGAAAGAAGGCAAAUAUGUUGACGAGGAGAAUUCAGACGGGGAGACCUCCGAUCAGAGACUCCAGCAGGUCUCGUCAAAAAGUUACGUGGAAGAACAGAAACAGCUCAAGGAAAGCUUCCGAGCAUUUGUGGAGGACAGUGAAGAUGAGGAUAGCGCCGGGGAAGGUGGCUCUGGGUUGCUGCAGAAACGCGCUAAAACCAAGGAGGAGAAGGCCCAGGAAGAUGCUGACUACAUUGAAUGGCUGAAGGGGCAGAGGGAGAUUCAGAACCCUGAGGCCCUGAGAGAACUGACUCACCUCAAGGAAUAUUGGAAUAACCCAGAGCUGGACGAAGGGGAGCAGUUCCUGCGGGAUUAUAUCCUCAACAAACGUUAUGAGGAAGAGGGAGAUGAGGAGGAGGAGGAGGAAGAGGAGGAAGGGGUCCCAGGCCCCCCGGUCCAGCUCUCCAUAGACGACUCCUCUGACGAGGGGGAGCUGUUUCUGAAGAAGCAGGAGGACUUCGAGCACAAGUAUAAUUUCCGCUUUGAGGAGCCCGACUCGGCCGUGGUCAAGACCUACCCUCGGAGCAUUGCGUCCUCUGUGCGCCGCAAGGACGAGCAAAGGAAGGAGAAAAGGGAGGAGAUUAGGGAGCGGAAGAGGAGGGAGAAAGCGAAAAAGCAGGAAGAACUCAAGCAGCUGAAGAACCUGAAGAGGAAGGAGAUUCUGGCCAAGCUGGAGAAGCUGCGGCAGGUCACGGGCAACGAGACAGUGGGCUUUGAGGAACGGGACCUCGAGGACGACUUCGACCCCACCCGGCAUGACCAGCUCAUGCAGAAAUGCUUCGGGGACGAGUACUACGGCACAAUGGAGGAGGAGAAGCCACAAUUUGAGGAAGAGGAAGGGUUCGAAGAUCACUGGAACUGGGACACGUGGACUGGGCUGGAGCAGGGUGGAGAUUGGAGCCAGCAGGAGCUGCACUGCGAGGACCCAGACUUCAAUAUGGAUGCUGACUACGACCCCAGCCAGCCGCAGAAGAAGCAGCGUGAGGCCCCCUUAACGGGCAAGAAGAAGCGCAAGUCACCCUUUGCUGCAGCUGUGGGGCAGGAGAAACCUGUGUUCAACCCCAGGGACAAGACCUUUGAGGAGUACCUGGACGAGUAUUACCGGUUGGACUAUGAGGACAUCAUCGACGACCUACCCUGUCGCUUCAAGUACCGCACUGUCGUGCCCUGUGACUUCGGGCUCAGCACAGAAGAGAUCCUUGCUGCUGACGACAAGGAGCUGAACCGGUGGUGCUCCCUGAAGAAGACCUGCAUGUAUAGGUCGGAGCAGGAGGAGCUGCAGGACAAGAAGGCGUACAGCCAGAAGGCCCAGAACUCAUGGAAAAAGAGGCAGAUCUUCAAAUCGCUCUGCUCAGAGGAGAAAGAGACACCCACGGAAGCCACAGGGAAGCCACAGGGAGACAAAGCCGGCCCACAGGGGCAGCUGCUGGCAUCUGAUGGGGCCUGCAGGAAGCAGCCUCAGCCUGAGAGCCCCCCAGCACAGAAAGAGGCCGCCCCCGUGUCACCCACAGAGAAGCCAGCCCCCCAGAGGCGGAGGAGGGGCAAGAAGGCUCGACUCCUGGGCCCCACAGUGACGCUUGGAGGACAGGAGUUCAGCCGCCAGAGACUGCAGGCCUUUGGCCUCAAUCCAAAAAGGCUGCACUUCCGCCUGCUGGCCCGGAAAAGGAGGAAGCAGCAGGGGCCCAAGAGCUGCCCCUGAGCUUGAUGGAGAAGACAAGGGCCCUCAGAUUCUCUCCCUUCAAGCAGGCCCCUGAAUGCAUCCCCUCUUGUUGACUGUACAGACCCACGUGUCUCCCUGUGGGCAAGGGAGAAGUCCCGUCUUACAGAUGUGGAAGCUGAGUCUACUCCAGCUCCCCAGGAGACGUGGACAUGUCUCCUCUUGAUACACACCCUGGUCCCAUCUCUCAAAUGCUCCGUCUGGCCAUAGCUGAGGUCAAAUCCGACGGCUUUAUUGGCCCCAGGCAGCCAGUUCCCGCACUGCCACCAGCCCUUAGCAGGACAGGAGCUUAGAGGCCAGUGAGGGCACCAGCAGUCCAGUGCAAACUACAGUACUUGAGUCAGGCCCUGAGUGGGUGCCUGGGAGUCCAUCUGCCAUCCCUCCCUCCUCGCCCUGUGAGGGCCCAAGUGGCAGGAGGCAGGCCUUUGGGCUCCGUCCCUGGCUUAAUGGCUCCAGCCUGGAGGUUUCCUGGGCUGGUCUCAGCUGCGCUUAAGGGGGUGAGAAGUGGGAAGUACCAUCACCACCAGAGGUCAAGCUCCCACAUCCAGUGUGACAUAAAUAAAAAAAUAAAUAGUGUUUGUCCUA